UCCUCCAUUGAAGAUCACCGCUAUUUAACAGCCUUCGCGCUACUCUCUCUCUCUCUUUCUCUCUCUACCCACUUCUUGCAAUUGCACCCCCUUCAAGAACGAGAGGAAUUCGAUCCCUAUUUGCCGAGAGGCAGCAAUGGCGUCUCCCGCCGACGAGGCUCUUCCGGUGCUGCCGCCCAUCAAGACGGCGCCUUUGCCUGUCCCGCCGUCUGCCUCGGCUUCCCCGGCGCCGGCGCCGGCGUCGCCAGCGCGGGACAGCGCGAAGGAGAUGGAGGAGGAGGGCCGAGAGCCGUCGACGCCGACGUCGAAGGAGAGCAGGCUCCAGCCGCCCGCGGAGUGCCCGCCGGCUCCACGCAAACCGCCGGCGCCGCGGCUGCCUGCGUCGGCGAAGCGGAAACCGCCGCCCUCGCCCUCUCCCGCGCGGGUGUUCGUCGCCGUCCCGCGCGACCUCUCCACCGUGUUCCGGUCGCUUCCCCCCAAGAAGCGGAUCCGGGUGUCGUGAGGCUGCGAUCUGGCCGUCGCCGGCUUCAUGGUUGGUCAAUUUCUUGGAGAAUCCUUCCGAGUUCUUGGCUUCUUCUUCCUCGUCCUUUUUUCUUUCUUCCUUGGUUACUGGUAUCCACGGCCGUGGUAUAAAUUAUAAUUUCCGGUAUAAAUAACGUGUUAUUUUUACGUGUGUUUUAUUUUCUUCUUCUUUUUCUCUUGUGUUUGUGUGAGCGAGAAUUUGUAAAUCUAGAAAUGAAGAUAUUGUUGUUACUGAAUGGAAGCAGUUCAAAGAAAGAAAAAGCUUGUAAGAAAAUUCACACUGAUCUUGUUAAUUAUGAUACAUACCAGAAUUAUUUAUCAUAAUCUGA
Phragmites australis (common reed) is the source of this 851-nucleotide messenger RNA. RefSeq names its product predicted GPI-anchored protein 58. The transcript has a single exon. NCBI's taxonomy places the organism in Eukaryota, Viridiplantae, Streptophyta, Magnoliopsida, Poales, Poaceae. The record is from RefSeq and is a predicted model, not a curated record. Bases 137 to 502 code for a protein of 121 amino acids.